AAAUAACUUGAAGUCACGAUUUCAAGUUAUUGAAUAUUGGUUUUUGAAUUGAAGGCUGAUUCUUGUGUUUUAUAUUGCGGUGUGAUUCAAAUGAAAUUUUAAGUUAAAAUUUGUGAUGUACUGAAUUAUGGCCUGGAUAUAUACUCAAGAUAAAGUCACUAAUAAUUUACAAUCAGUGAAGUUUAUGGAGACCCAAUAUAUUUGUGUACAAUGUGCUAAUUUAUGAGUGAAAGAGCAUUCACUUUGAAUAUAUCAGGAGAGUUUUGUACCUAUAUUUAGAAAAACAAUAUUGGAUGGUCUUAAAUCAUUGUAUAAGAUUAAACGGAAUACAUGAGUGAUAAAAUUGUAAAUUUUAAAUACUUAAGUGUUUUGCCUGAUUGUAUCCGGGAGAAACAGAAUCAUUUGAGACAGGGACAGUAAAUCAAACAUUUGUGGUGGUUGGAUUAAGUUGUGUGUGCACAAUGUACAAGGCUUACAGGGCAGGGGAUCCAGGUUCCAGUGGAAAGUCUCCAAAGAACACCUUGGAUACACAGAAAACAGUUACCAUGGCAACAGAACAGGUGGAGGCCAUUGUCUGUGAUGUGGACGAUCUCAAGUCAGGAGAGAUGAAAGAGGUAGAUGUGGGUGGAGCGGGCACGGCCCUGCUGGUACGGGAUGGGGACAACUUCUAUGCCAUGGGUCCUAAAUGUUCACAUUAUGGGGCACCCCUAAUCAAAGGAGUGUUAUGCAAUGGGCGUGUACGUUGUCCAUGGCAUGGUGCAUGUUUCAACAUCAAGUCAGGAGAUAUAGAGGAAUUUCCUGGUCUGGAUAGUGUCCCCUCAUACAAAGUUGAGGUUUCUGAUGGAAAGGUGAAGGUCCGAGCAGACAAAGCUGCCCUCACCAACGUGAAACGCCAGAAGGCCAUGUGUCAGUCCUCACCUGGAAAUAAGGGCGUGCUAAUCAUUGGGGGUGGGCCAUCAUCUGUGGCGUGUGCAGAGACCCUGCGACAGGAAGGGUUCCAGGGUGACAUCACGAUCAUCAGCAGGGACAAAUACCUGCCUUACGAUCGCAUCAAACUCAGCAAGGCAAUGGACAUAAAGCCAGAUGCUAUAGCUCUGAGAAAUGCUGACUUCUAUCAGUCCAAUGACAUCACUGUAAAGACGAACAAAGAGGUGAAAGCUGUUAACACAUCAGACAAGACUGUCAAGUUUGUUGAUGACUCAAGCAGCUCGUAUGACUCACUUCUCAUUGCCACAGGGGGACAACCCCGUGUGCUGCCUAUACCAGGAGUUGACCUGAAGAACGUGUUUUCUCUGCGCACACCAGACGACGCUAACGCUAUAGCUGCUGCUGCCACAGGCAAAAAUGUGGUUAUCAUUGGAUCUUCUUUCAUUGGGUUAGAAGUGGCGUCAUAUAUGCAUGACAAGGCUGCCAGUGUUCAUGUUCUAUGUCGAGGUCAGUGCCCUUUAGAACAUGUUUUUGGAAAACGUGUGGGGCAGGUUUUCACAAAGCUACAUGAGGACAAGGGUGUCAAGUUCCACUUUGAGGCUGGGAUCAAAGAAUUUGUGGGCGUGGAUGGAGCUGUGACAGAGGCCAUCCUGUCCACUGGGGUCCGCAUCCCUGCCGAUGUGGCCAUCCUUGGUGUAGGGGUGGUGCCUGCCACCAGCUUCCUAAAGGAUUCUGGGAUAGAAAUGACAGACCGAGGCUUCAUACCCGUGAACGAGAACAUGGCGACAAAUGUGAAAGAUGUGUAUGCGGCAGGUGACAUUGUGGAGUUCCCACUGUUCAGUGUGGGUGGGAAGUCUGUCAACAUCCAGCACUGGCAGAUGGCACACGCACAUGGUCGUAAUGCUGCAUACAGUAUAUUGGGCAAACCCUCGCCUAUACGCAGUGUGCCGUAUUUCUGGACAGUCAUGUAUGGCAAAAGUGUUAGAUAUACAGGUUAUGGCCCUGGCUAUGAUGACAUUGUGGUUCAUGGUGAUCUCGAGGACAACAAGUUUGUCGCCUUCUAUACAAAAGGUGAUGAAGUUGUAGCUGUGGCUAGUCUCAACUUUGACCCCAUAGUUUCCCAGGCAGCUGAAAUGUUCCAGGCCGGGAAAACUAUCACCAAGCAAGAGAUACAAAGUGAUCCAAAGUCUUGGGUGACCAGAAGUGAUCCAAAGUCUUGGGUGACCAGGUUGUGAAAGUCCCAAUAUGACAGCAUUAAUAUAUUUUUUGAGUACAUAUGUUAUUAAUUAAAUGUGAAUUAAAUGUUUUACAAUGUUUCAUUGUAUUUAAAGUGA
Messenger RNA from Mya arenaria, 2261 nucleotides. RefSeq names its product apoptosis-inducing factor 3-like. The record is from RefSeq and is a predicted model, not a curated record. The transcript has 17 exons. Gene Ontology annotation, cellular component: cytoplasm. Gene Ontology annotation, molecular function: 2 iron, 2 sulfur cluster binding; oxidoreductase activity, acting on NAD(P)H; flavin adenine dinucleotide binding. Lineage: Eukaryota; Metazoa; Mollusca; Bivalvia; Myida; Myidae. The coding region runs from base 462 to 2162 and encodes 566 amino acids.